Molecule: messenger RNA, 2094 nt
Organism: Planococcus citri (citrus mealybug)
Lineage: Eukaryota; Metazoa; Arthropoda; Insecta; Hemiptera; Pseudococcidae
Product: G-protein coupled receptor dmsr-1-like
Exons: 2
Coding region: 256-1335 (359 amino acids)
Biological process (GO): G protein-coupled receptor signaling pathway
Cellular component (GO): plasma membrane
Molecular function (GO): G protein-coupled peptide receptor activity
Source: RefSeq, a predicted model, not a curated record
UAAUCUACAUCAUAGUAAUAGAAUAAAACUGAGAGUGAUUUCCACAAGUUCAACUCUUCUCCCUAAAACAUUAUUUUCACCACCAAUUGUGUAAUGCGUGUUGUAUUCGUGGUUUUUUUUCUUCAAAAAAAAAAAAAUCGAAAAAGUUAUUCGUUUAUGAAAAUUGAAUGCGAUAAACAGGUAUUCCUAAAGUACAUUAUUUAUUUUCAAAUAGUCAACUUUCUUUUUUGAGUGUCGUUAGUUUGAAAAAUUAAGAUGCCAUCGGAAGAACCAUUUUGUGGAGCCACAUUAGAGAAUGUUCGAACUUAUUAUUUUUUAAACCUGCAAGGUUUAAUAGACAUACCAAUAUGCAUAAUUGGCGUAAUCUUCAACAUGUUCAACAUGCUGGUGUUCACAAGGAGGAACAUGAUAUCACCUGUGAACCUAAUCUUCAUGCAUUUGGCGUUUGCAAAUUUAUCAGAGCUGUUAGCGUUUAUAACCUCCACAUGGGCAUACUUGGCAUAUCACAGUAAGCAAAGCACUUACGAAGACUGGACUUAUACACGAGCAUUUGUUUUAAUGUCAAGCGCAGAAUUGACAAGUAUUUUUAACCGCAUAUCAGCGUAUAUUGUAAUGAUGCUAGUAAUAUGGAAGUAUAUAGCUGUAUUUCAUCCAUCUAAGGGAUCUCAGUGGUGCAAUAUGAAAACUACACGCAAUAUGGUGGUAACUGGUUACAUCGUAUGCGUCUUGCUUUAUAUACCGGAGUAUUUGUCACAUUAUAUUAAAACACUUAUCAUGCAUCCGACGACAACAGUUUACUUGUAUAGUAUUGAAACUCAUUCCAUCAUGUACUCUGCGUCACAAUUCAUCAAAAUAGUGUUGCAUGAAUUAUUACCAUCACUUGUGCUACUAAUAUUAGGUGUUAGAUUGAUCGUCUCACUGUGGAUGAAAAAAGAACACCCAACUCCUACUUCAAACGUUGAAAACCGCUCAGACAAUGUCGAAAUGAAGCAACAAACCAGUCGAUCGAUAAUCAUAUCGUUGGUGAUUGUGGCUCAAUGUUUAAGUGUCGAGAUUCCAACAGGAUCACUUGACCUAGUAGCACGUAUAGUUUCUGCAGUUGAUUAUUAUUCAAUUCAUUACGAAUGUGUUACUAGCUUCAAAGUAAUACUCUAUCUUUUAGAUUGCGUUAAUAAAUCUAUUAAGUUUAUCGUAUAUUUCGCCAUGGAUCAAGAUUUUAGAGACGCAUUCAAAUCUUUGUUCAACAAAAACAAUGCUUUUUUUUGGAAACUGAAGUAUGUUCCUUUGAGUAGUACCAUAGGGAAUGAUGAAAGUUUGGAAAUAGAUCGAAUUUAACACAGGUAGAUAAUUGAUUGGUUCUGACCGGAUCUGAGUAGAUCUGAUCUUGAUUAGACCAAAUCAGAUCUGAUCAUACUCGGAUAGGUAUGAUUCUUAGAUCAAAUUAAAUCUGACAAGAUCGGAUAAGACCAGUGCAGAUCCAACCAGAUCCAAUCAAUCUUCUCCUAACAUAAGCAGAUUUUUAAAAACGUCAAAAAUAUUUUUCAUUCAAAUGCUUGGGUUUGGUACUCGUAGCUUCCUAUAAAUGGGUAUUGUAUAGAUUAAGCGAGGUUAAGAUAUUUCAUGCAAGUAUAUGAUUGUGCAUAUUUGUCAAAAAUUUAUGUACGUAUUUAUUAUUCAAAAAAACAUCGAAGUAAAAAAAUGUACAAAUAAACUGAGUCUCUAUGUAAUUGUUAUAGUUAUCAAAACUACAUAGUUACCUGUUAGUUUUUAACAUCAUUUUGGAAUAGUUUCGAAUCCAGCAUUUUUUAAAACGUACAAAACGAUUUAUCCCAAAACAUUUCACGAUCUUUUACAUAAUUAUGACCAAAAAUAUAGCACUCUGUACCAGAGUACCCCCUUCCCUCCUCCUAGUUUCCGGAAUGGUACUGCAAAUCUUAUCACGAAAAUGUCACAGUUGUAAAAUUAUUGUAAACAAUUUAUCAUAAAAAUGUAUGCUGUGGGUCAUACCAUGUCAACUCAACCAAAAAAAUGCGAUGUUGAAAGUCAUUUCUUUCGAUUUCGCUCAAAUUUUUUUUACAAUAUAUACUCACCCAG